Messenger RNA from Quercus robur (English oak), 1817 nucleotides. RefSeq lists its product as uncharacterized. The coding region runs from base 56 to 1210 and encodes 384 amino acids. Lineage: Eukaryota; Viridiplantae; Streptophyta; Magnoliopsida; Fagales; Fagaceae. The record is from RefSeq and is a predicted model, not a curated record. The transcript is spliced from 2 exons.
CCCCAAUAUUAGGAUCUCAUUCCCGCUCAGGUAGUACAGAGUUUCCGUGCAACCUAUGGCGGGGGAAGAUGUUGUGGCUGACGUGGCAGAGGUAUCCGACGUGUCAGGCAUGGUACCGCAGGGGGGCAAUGCCCUUAAUCUCAUGGAUGUCAGUGAUGAUCUCCUUGAUCUGAUGACAAAGCCGCUAGGUGCUAUAGACUAUCUCAUAUUUGGCUGCGUCUGCAAAAGAUGGAGAUCGUAUGUUGCAGAGUUUAGGCAAAAGUUUAUGGCAUCCCAACCUCCACUUGUUGUCUUAUUAUCACUGUAUGCUAGAAAAUAUUGUUACUUCUAUAGCAUCUUUGAUCAAAGUUUGUACAAGGUAACACUGCCAGAUCUUUUUGGCAAGAGAUGUUCUCGUGUCUGUUGUGGGUACUUUGUCAUGGAAGACAGGAUUGAAACUGUUAAUUCUCAUAUUUGGCUUUUGCAUCCUUUUACAGGACAUGAACUCCAUUUUCCUAGACCUUCUAAUCAAUAUUUUUUUGUCAUCCUUGCGUCUUUAGCAACUCCUUCGCAGGAGUUUGUAAUCAUAGCUAUUGGUGGACAAUUUUUACAGUACUAUAAAUCCACAGAUGUCAUGUGGACUGCCUAUGAUUAUACUGACAUAUUCAAGGGCACUCCCAUGGAUGGUAAGCGGUGGUUUCUAGGUGGAGUUGUCUUCAAGGGUAAGAUAUACUUGUUAACCAAUCAUGGUGAAAUUGGGGUAAUACGAAAACUGAAUCCCCACCCUUAUGUGACCAUGCUGGAAAUAGAAAGCAUUGGAUAUAGCAGCUUUGAAGUUAACCUACAGUUGCUUGCUAUAGAUGACAAGCUCUUGAUCAUUUGUAGAAAUGGACUACAAAUUCAAAGAGAGCAAUUUCAAGUUUUUGAGCUAAAUUUUUCGAUGAUGAAAUGGGUGAAGAUGGAGAACUUCAAUGAUCAAGCUUUGUUUCUGAGGCAUAGGAGCUCUGGAUUUAGCAACGUAUCCAAAUGGAGUGGUAGCCGACAGCCUAUGAAUUGCAUAUACAAUCUUGGAAUUUCAGAUGGGAUAUGCACCUUACAUUUCCUGGAUGAUAGAGAUCCCAAGCCUUUCCCGAGUCCUCCCCCUCAACCUAUCACACGUGCUUCCUCAGGUGCUCCGUUCUGGCAUUUUCCAAAUCUUUCUGGCAGUGUGGAUGCUCUCUAUGAGGACUAGUCAGGGUUUCUUAUUGUUCAUGCACCCUACUUAAUCAUUUUGGCAACACUUUGAAGGCUAUACAUAUUUUUUUGCUUUUCAUUUCCCUUAUCAAUACCUCAUGGGUUAUCAUUGAAGAGAUUUCCUACGAGGAUAACUGGGGCCCCUUUCUUCAUUUUCAUAUUUUUGUCUUUCAGAUGUUUAAGGUUUUGUUGUCUGGUGUGUUUCUAUUUUGCUUUUUGUUGUGUCCCAAAUAAUGAACAGCUUUUGAUGUAAAUUUUUAAUUUUUUUUUUUCAUAUUCCUAUUACCAUAUGUCAUUUAAUUUAUAUGGGGAUUUAUUAUUUCAAUAUGUCAUCUGCUAGAAAUGGUGCAUGCUUGAUAAUUUUUUUUGUAUUUGUGUACAAAGUGUGGGUACGAUAUGUUUGAAGAAAUGUUAGACUAGAAUUUAUGUUUCACUUAUUGUGAGAUUUUGUAAUUGUCCCUAAAAAACAAAAUGUAGCUCAAUAAUCAGUAAUGCUAUGCCUUACACCUCAAAGGAUGUUUUAAGUUUUACAUAUGUGUGGAGUUUUGCACUUCUUUGAUAGGUAUUGCCUGAUAGAGGUGAAGAUUUUUUGUCCUAAAAUCUUC